Messenger RNA from Gossypium arboreum, 1186 nucleotides. Its product is annotated as ethylene-responsive transcription factor RAP2-1-like. NCBI's taxonomy places the organism in Eukaryota, Viridiplantae, Streptophyta, Magnoliopsida, Malvales, Malvaceae. Gene Ontology annotation, molecular function: DNA binding; DNA-binding transcription factor activity. The transcript has a single exon. The record is from RefSeq and is a predicted model, not a curated record. Gene Ontology annotation, biological process: regulation of DNA-templated transcription. The coding region runs from base 452 to 913 and encodes 153 amino acids.
CCGCGAGAGUAAGAGAGAGAAAUAAGUAUGUGUAGAGUGCAAUGGCUAUAUCAUACAUAAAUUGUAUAGGCUUUUUUAGAGAUAUAUCGGAAGUGAUGGAUUAUGUCGGCCCAAUUUGGAUUUAUCUAAAGCUAGAUCGAUCAACGUGGCGGCCGUGCCCAGACGACAGACUAGCAGCCAAGUGGGAAACUAAUACUGCUUCUUGCCUCUCUUUCUCUCUCUAUCUUCAAUAUAUUAUUUAUUUAUUUAUUUAUAUAUCCUUUUCUACUUAUAUAUAACAAUAGAGAAUAGCUUUUAGAGCAAAGAGUAUUCGUUGAUUAAACGUAGCUAGAAUCUGUUCCCUUUCUUUUUCUCCUUCUUAUGGCUUACAAGUUAUAGUUUCCAGAAACAAGGGGAAAUAAAAAAAAUCCAUUUUGUUUUAGGAUUUUGGUCUUCUUUUAUCUUUUGGGUCAUGGAGCUAGGUGAUUGUUGUUUAACAUCAAGUCCAGCAAGCGGAGAGAAGCGAAAGCUGCAUAGGACACAGCAAAAGGAGAAACCAUUCAGAGGGAUAAGGAUGAGGAAGUGGGGAAAGUGGGUCGCUGAAAUCAGAGAACCCAACAAGCGGUCCAGGAUUUGGCUCGGUUCUUACACCACCCCUGUAGCCGCCGCUCGUGCUUAUGACACAGCCGUUUUCUACUUGCGGGGUCCUUCCGCCAGGCUCAACUUCCCUGACCUCAUAUUCCAAGAAGACGAGCUUAGGGAUAUCUCAGCCGCUUCCAUACGCAAGAAAGCAACCGAGGUGGGGGCUAAAGUCGACGCUUUACAGACCUCACUCCAUCAUGCUUCUGCUUCGUCAUCGGAAUCAUCGAACCCUACUCGGGUUUUCCGUAAACCUGAUUUGAACAAGUACCCUGACAGUUCUGAUGAAGAUUGAAAAAAACAAUAUAAUAGUUUACCAUAACCCCAAAACCUACAACUGUUCAUACUCGCCACUUUUCUUUUCUUUUUUUCCCCACUUAUGUCUUUUUGAUUCUCUCAUGGAAUAGCAAGUGCCCAAAGAAUAGAAUCAAUAAAAAAAUGGAUUGAUUCUCUGUUUGAUAAGGUUAUGAAUGUUUUACUUUGGGAAUACAAGUUUAGUUUAUGGCAUGUAACUUUUAACAUGAAUGGAUAUUGAUGAAACAGGGAUAUAUUUCGCUGAGUUAGUAAA